GACAAUACCAUUCCUCAAACAUAUUCCGAUCCCUCCGUCCCUGAAGUGAGCCUUUAUUAGUCGGGAUCGUUUGGAUCUUAUCUUAUCUAUGUGACACUCGCUGGAAGAAAAGGCUGGAGGGGCCACACAGAGAAGGGGAUUAUCCGAGAGCUGCCCCCCGAUCCGCCGCGUCCUGACACGGGAGAGCCCCGCGCACACCUCGCCCCCUUUAUCUUCCAUCUUUCCAGGGGCGCACGGACGAGGAGCCCUGGCCGCACUUGCACCACUAUCUGCCCAUCUUUUGUCUCCGCGUCGCUGGGAUCACACGGGAGGCUGCCUGGUCCCCGCAGCAUCAGCACCAGCAGCAUCAGCCCUCCUCCUUCUGUCUCCGCUUCCUAAUCGGCCGAUCUCCAUCUCCAGCCUUUGAUUUGCAAAACACUUCCCUGCUUGACGUUUGACCCCUCGAGUCAAUCCCAUGUUCCGAGCUCCCGCGGCUGAAAGAAGUCAAACAACUACUUUCUUGCUUUUCUUUUAUUUCUUUCUUUCCUCGAAUCGUCUGAUGAGUGUUUGUCCGGUGGAAUAUGAGUUAAAUUGGAGUCGAGGCUCCGCUCAAGAGCGUCUUUAAGUUCGUUUCAAGACAAAUCUACACCUCAACUCUUUGUCAAGGUUCUUCAGCAGAAGAGAAAACCAACACCGGAGAAUCAAAAUGAUGCUGAGCCCGGACCAGGCCGAGUCGGACCUCUCCUGGACUCAGUCCGACCCGGAGACCAUGCUCAACGGCCUCAGGUCGGCCGGCUGCACCUCGGACGACCCGACGGAGGGAGAGGAACGGGCCAAGUGCAAAUCCGACCAGCCGCUGAGCCGGGAGGAGAAGCGGCGGCGGCGGAGGGCCACGGCCAAGUACCGCUCGGCCCACGCCACCCGGGAGAGGAUCCGGGUGGAGGCGUUCAACGUGGCCUUCGCGGAGCUGAGGAAGCUGCUGCCCACCUUGCCCCCCGACAAGAAACUCUCCAAGAUCGAGAUCCUCAGACUGGCUAUCUGUUACAUCUCCUAUCUCAACCACGUGUUGGAUGUGUGAGAGCCACCCGGACUCCCCCAC
Molecule: messenger RNA, 1078 nt
Organism: Hippoglossus stenolepis (Pacific halibut)
Lineage: Eukaryota; Metazoa; Chordata; Actinopteri; Pleuronectiformes; Pleuronectidae
Product: helix-loop-helix protein 2
Exons: 2
Coding region: 686-1057 (123 amino acids)
Biological process (GO): regulation of transcription by RNA polymerase II
Molecular function (GO): DNA-binding transcription factor activity, RNA polymerase II-specific; protein dimerization activity; RNA polymerase II cis-regulatory region sequence-specific DNA binding
Source: RefSeq, a predicted model, not a curated record